UUGAGCCGGAGCGGAGCCAGAAAUCGCGGAUCAACCUCGGCCCGCCCGCCUUUCUCGCCUGGGCCUUCGGAUUGCUCGCAGCCUCAACUUCUCGAGGUGGCCCGGCAGACGCAUCAUCAACGACGCCAUUGUGCUCCCAGAACAUUCCCUAAACGUCCGUUGACAAGUCAAUCAAGAUGGGCGGCGGCGGAAAAAUCCCUUACCCCAAGCAUGUCUGGUCACCGGCUGGUGGUUGGUACGCACAGCCUGCCAACUGGCGCGGCAACACGCUGAUUGCGGGCGCCGUCAUGUUCGGCAUCGUCGCCAUCACCUGGAACUUCAGCGCCGGGCGGGAAACCUGGGCGCGAAAGCCCGAGGCCUGGGAGUGGCACCCUAGCCGGUACUGGUCGAAGCAGUUGAUUGAGUGGGACAAGGAGGACCGAUUGAAGUUGGAGCAGGAGAAGGAGUCGAAGUGAUUUCUCGGAGG
Ilyonectria robusta is the source of this 466-nucleotide messenger RNA. RefSeq lists its product as uncharacterized. The coding region runs from base 177 to 455 and encodes 92 amino acids. Lineage: Eukaryota; Fungi; Ascomycota; Sordariomycetes; Hypocreales; Nectriaceae. The record is from RefSeq and is a predicted model, not a curated record. The transcript is spliced from 4 exons.